CGGCUUCUACUUGCUCUCUGUGUUCCCGACGAAAUCACAUGGAUUUUUGGAGCGCACCUGAUGUCUACCAAUCCCUCCAAGCGGUGUUGGUCGAGUUACGCGCAAAACCCUCGGUUGCAGAGUCCUCCUUUCCACCGACGCCCCUCAACUUGGAUACGCUGUCGUUUGGACACAUUUCCUCCAUAAGAAAGCUCAGUUUCCCUUUCGAGCAUCCGGGCUUAAAAGUCAAGCUACUCGGCUCGUCCAAUGGUUUGGUGUUUGUAGCGUUUGAUGAUAUCAAUAUUUAUAUCUGGAACCCGUCAAUUGGAUUCUUCAAGGAACUGCCCGUUCCCGGUUUUUCCGCAGAUCAUAAACAGCUUAUCUAUCAUGGUGCUGGCUAUUUGUCUGCCACCGACGACUACAAAGUUUUCGCAGUCUCAUUUGACAGGAAUGAACGGACAGAAGAGAUGGAGAUAUUCUCCUUGAGAGCUCACGUUUGGAAAACCAUCCCACACCCUGGCCAUAACAGUCCCUUCUUUAUUCAUCGGGGGACUCUUUUGAAUGAGGCACUUCAUUGGCUACAAUCACAUCCCGGUGAAAUCCUUGCUUUUGAUUUAGCAUAGGAGGAGUU
Rosa chinensis is the source of this 610-nucleotide messenger RNA. RefSeq names its product F-box protein CPR1-like. Lineage: Eukaryota; Viridiplantae; Streptophyta; Magnoliopsida; Rosales; Rosaceae. The coding region runs from base 39 to 602 and encodes 187 amino acids. The record is from RefSeq and is a predicted model, not a curated record. The transcript is spliced from 2 exons.